UUGGGACUUCAGCCUUCGCGACUUGCCGCAGAAAUCACCAAACAGAGAACCCAAGAGAGCACAAGCAUGGCAGCAGCAGCAGCAGCAGCAGCGACAGCACCAGCCUCAGAAACCCUAAAAAUGGCUUCAUGGAAGAAAACCAUCUCGUCCCCAUUCCGGAAAGCCCGCACUUUCUUCAACCAGAGCCCCUCCCGAGACAAGAAGCCCCGCCAAGAGCACGGGAAGCGAGUGAACAUGACGAACUUGCAGGGCGACGUGAUGGCCUGCGCUUACGAGGAUGUUCAGGUGAUGUGGUCGAUCCUCGACAAGUCCAAGGCCAUUACAUGUGACUGAACAAGAAAGAUCUCGAAAGAAAGGCUCCAAAAUCUUCGCACUGCCUUGAGCAACCGAUUUCUAUUGUAGAUACAGUGAUCGACCGGUGGUAGUUUUAAGUUUUGUAUUGGGGUGAUGCCCCAGAAAAGGAGGAGAAGAGAAGGUGUUUCUUAUAAGAAGGGUAGAUUUUGAGAGGAGACCCCCUCCAUUGUAAUUUUGAAUUUGGCAGGAAAGGAGUUUAGGAGUGUUUUGGAGCUUGAUUAAGUUGGUAAUUCUUCGUCUUAUUUUUAUUUUUUUUCCUGCUGAGUCAGGUUGUCAUUAUCUCCAUAGGGAAUCCCCAUGAUUAAUGAAAAAUGUCAUGGCGAGAUUUAAUGAAAGUCUCAUUUUUCUAUUAUUGUUCCAUUAUACCA
Eucalyptus grandis is the source of this 722-nucleotide messenger RNA. RefSeq lists its product as uncharacterized. Lineage: Eukaryota; Viridiplantae; Streptophyta; Magnoliopsida; Myrtales; Myrtaceae. The coding region runs from base 67 to 333 and encodes 88 amino acids. The transcript has 2 exons. The record is from RefSeq and is a predicted model, not a curated record.